Molecule: messenger RNA, 1589 nt
Organism: Saprolegnia diclina VS20
Lineage: Eukaryota; Oomycota; Saprolegniomycetes; Saprolegniales; Saprolegniaceae
Product: serine hydroxymethyltransferase, mitochondrial
Exons: 4
Coding region: 38-1528 (496 amino acids)
Biological process (GO): L-serine catabolic process; tetrahydrofolate interconversion; folic acid metabolic process
Cellular component (GO): cytoplasm
Molecular function (GO): cobalt ion binding; serine binding; zinc ion binding
Source: RefSeq, a predicted model, not a curated record
UUUGUGGUCAUUUUCGCUUUUGCCCCGCUGCAGAAAGAUGCUCGCGAUGAAGAAGCUCGUGGCCGCGCUCCCCGCGCGCCAGCUCCGCGCGUCCUCGACCGCCAGCCUCCAGUGGGCCAAGGACAUGAACAAGCCGCUCAAGGAGACGGACCCAGUCCUCUUUGACAUCAUCGAGAAGGAGAAGCAGCGCCAGCGCAACUCGGUGAGCUUGAUCGCGUCCGAGAACUUCACGUCGCGCUCGGUCUACGACGCCCUCGGCUCGGUCAUGUCCAACAAGUACUCGGAAGGGUACCCGGGCCAGCGCUACUAUGGCGGCAACAAGUACAUUGACCAGGCCGAGCUUCUCUGCCAAGAGCGCGCGCUCCAGGCCUUCAACUUGAACCCGGAAGAGUGGGGCGUGAACGUCCAGUCGCUCUCGGGGUCGCCGGCCAACUUCCAAGUCUACACGGCGCUUCUCCAGCCCCACGAUCGCAUCAUGUCGCUCGACUUGCCCCAUGGCGGCCAUCUCUCGCAUGGUUUCCAGACGGGCACCAAGAAGAUCUCGGCGACGUCCAUCUUCUUCGAGAGCAUGCCGUACCGCUGCGACGAGUCGACGGGCUUGAUCGACUAUGACACGCUCGAGAAGAAUGCCGAGCUCUUCCGCCCCAAGCUCAUCGUGGCUGGCACGAGUGCGUAUGCGCGCCACAUUGACUACGCGCGCAUGAAGCAGAUCGCCCAACAGAACAAUGCGAUUCUCUUGGCCGAUAUGGCGCACAUCUCGGGCCUCGUCGCCGCGGGCGUCGUGCCGUCGCCGUUUGAGUACGCCGACGUGGUCACGACGACGACGCACAAGUCGCUCCGUGGUCCCCGCGGCGCCAUGAUCUUCUACCGCAAGGGCGUCCAGAGCGUCGACAAGAAGGGCAAGGAGAUCAAGUACGACUUGGCGUCGCGCAUCGACUUUACGGUCUUCCCGGGUCUCCAGGGCGGCCCGCACAACCACACGAUCUCGGCGCUUGCGACCGCGCUCCUCCAGGCCCAGAGCCCGUCAUUCAUUGCGUACCAGAAGCAGGUGCUCGCCAACUCCAAGGCGCUUGCGGGCCGCCUUAUGGAGAAGGGCUACACGCUCGUCUCGAACGGCACGGACAACCACCUCUGCCUCGUCGACCUCAAGCGCUCCAAGGGCAUUGAUGGCUCGCGCGUCGAGUUCCUCCUCGAAAACGUCAACAUGGUCAUCAACAAGAACACGGUGCCGGGCGACAAGAGCGCGCUCGUGCCCGGCGGCAUGCGCCUCGGCGCGCCCGCCCUCACGACGCGUGGCCUCACGGAAGAGGACUUUGUCCAGGUCGCCGACUUGAUUGACGAAGGCGUCAACCUCGCGGUCGCGAUCAGCAAGAAGGUCACGGGCAAGAAGGUCCAGGACUUCAAGGACUACAUCACGGCCGGCAACGCGGCGACGGACAUCGAGGCGCUCGAAGCCAAGGUCACGUCGUUCAUGCGCAGCUUCCCCACGAUCGGCUUCGAGGAGGAAGACAUGACGUACCGUGAUUAGAUGGAAGUCGCCUAGAUGUACAAACAGAAUGACCUCGUCGUGCGUCUCGUACCUCCACCAA